Molecule: messenger RNA, 1648 nt
Organism: Cotesia glomerata
Lineage: Eukaryota; Metazoa; Arthropoda; Insecta; Hymenoptera; Braconidae
Exons: 6
Coding region: 50-1222 (390 amino acids)
Molecular function (GO): protein binding
Source: RefSeq, a predicted model, not a curated record
AAUUCAGUUUCAAUAUAUUUUUCAAAGUAUUAACACGCAACUCAAUAAAAUGGAACCAAGAAGAAGGAAUGUUGAUGCCAAACAAAGAAAAAGGAGUUUAGAACAUAUUUUGAAGUUGAUUAUUAAACCCAUGAAGGUUUCGACAAAUUUAUUAAAGCUCCGUACCGUAAGCAAGUUAUUUAAUUCAAUUAUAAGUGAAAAAUUAAAUUCUGAAAGAUUUUGGAAGAAACUUUGUUAUAAUCGCGAAAUAGUUCCCUGGCUUGCUAAGUUAAAGAGAAAUUUAUUUCCUUCUUUAAAAGAAGAUGAUGUCCUUGAUUUGGUUCUUGUCAAUCAAUAUAACUGGAAAAAAAUGUACAUUCAUUACAGAAAAUGGAGAAAUAUUUCUAGAUCCUUGAAUUCUUCUUGGCGGGAUUUGCACAAUGCCAAUUAUGGUGAAAAUUUCUUUUUUGUUGCAAGCUUUGCGGGACAUUUAGCUAUAAAUGUUGAUGAUAAAUUUAUUGAUGUUGUAAUUUUUACUAAAGGCAAGGUAAAAAAAUAUCGAUUGAUUAAACCGGUGGUUCAAGAAGACUUUACAGUGGAAGAAAUAGGUUUUUGGAAUGCUAAGAACGGUGGUAUUCUUCUGUAUGUACUAUUGGAUAAUGGAUACUUGUAUUUUGGAAAACAUACUAUGACUUUGUGGAUGAGCAAUAGCGAAGCAUUUGAAAAUAUUUUAUGCACUGACAAUGAUGUUUUGAUAUCUGUCCAAGACGAUUUUACACACCUAAAAAAACACAUCCGUUCGCUUGGUUCUCCAUACCACCCUAUUAAUGGAGACACGAAAGAAAUUACAGGGCUGCCAAGUAAUAUAAAUUUGAAUGAAUAUACAAUUAUUGGCAUGUUUGGUGACGCCGACAAUCUCAUACUAGCGUCCCUUAAGGAAAAAAUAGUAUUAAAAAUGAGGAUUAAAGUUCCGAAAUCGGCGCAGUCAACUUACGAAAUUUAUAAUUUCACAUUAAUCACCCUGGAUGAUUCUAACACAAGAACCCCUUUUUAUUGCUACAUACCGCAUAGUGAUGUUAUGGUUAUAGCUAACGGUACACACUUGUGGUUAUCUUGCGAGUACAAAAUUUCCAAUGAUUUUUCCCACUACUUGCGUCAUCUAAAUUGCAAAAGAGUUAUCACCUCUCUUACAAUGCAUUGCAAUAUUAUCCUAGCUGGUUUAGAUAAUGCCCUUGCCGUCUGAAGAAAGCAAUAAAACAAGCAAUCAAAAAAGCGGUAGAAGAAAAUCCUCGGGAAUGGGAAAUCAGUCAUGCAAUAAAGGAGACGACACUGAUGCAGAUAAUGAUCUUGGCAACGUGAAAUGCGUUUAUUCGUUUGCCAGCAAUCAAAUACACGGACAACAAUAAUACACAAAUGAAGAAGCCUCAGGAUAUUCUAAGUCGUGUUACACUAUAAAUUUACUUCUUACAACAGCUUGUAUGCUAGUAACUACUAACAGGCACUUAACGUUCACUUUAUUUAUUAUCACAGACACAUUAAUCGUCUGACGCUUAAUGUCAACCCUAAACUCCUUUGAUACACCCUCCAAAAAUGCCGAGAUUCGGCAUUUGAUAAACUACACGGAAAGAAAAUUGAAGGAAUUUUUAGUAUUUUACUAUCGUAAUUUUUA